Lates calcarifer (barramundi perch) is the source of this 1291-nucleotide messenger RNA. Its product is annotated as protein phosphatase 1 regulatory subunit 14B. The transcript is spliced from 3 exons. Gene Ontology annotation, biological process: regulation of phosphorylation. NCBI's taxonomy places the organism in Eukaryota, Metazoa, Chordata, Actinopteri, Centropomidae. Gene Ontology annotation, molecular function: protein serine/threonine phosphatase inhibitor activity. Bases 723 to 1112 code for a protein of 129 amino acids. The record is from RefSeq and is a predicted model, not a curated record. Gene Ontology annotation, cellular component: cytoplasm.
UUCAGUUUUGAUCAGUAUUAACGUGUAUAUCUUUUAGUUAGAUAUGAACUCACCUGCAGUUUAUUAUAUUGAACACAAAGCUUUAACACAAAGUUCCACCUUUUACCCUCAGGACCAUUGUAACAGAAAACAGUGUUUUACAUGUGACCUCCUUCAAUCGAAGCUUUGGCUUGAAAAAUGUUUUUAUCAAUAUAUUAUGGAUAAUCUAUGACGUCAUUCUCCACGUCAUGAACAUACUUCUCCCUCUCUCUCUCUCUCUCCCUCUCUUUCUUAUACCCACAGACCACAUUUAAUAACCCAGUAAUUUUCUGGAGCAGUACACAAGGGUUCAUAUUCACAGAAACCUAGGAGGAGGAGUCAUAGACGAAGAGGGAGUGGUCAGAGUGAAGGGGGAGGAGUCAGAGGAGAAGAGGGAGUGGUCAGAGUGAAGGGGGAGGAGUCAGAGGAGAAGAGGGAGUGGUCAGAGUGAAGGAGGAGGAGUCAGAGGAAAGGAAAACCUCCUGCUGCACUAACAGACUCAGAGAGGAGCAGAGGAGGAUCAGGAUCAGUUUUACAGACUGUAUCACAGGGUCAGUGAAGUACUCAGCUCUAACGUGUUAAAUCUACUGUUUAUUAAAUUAUCUAGUUACUUUACCUCCUGAUACUCUGAGUACUUUUACUACAGUCACAGGAUCUCCUCCUCCCCUGUCUCUGUUCUGGUCGUCAGUCGACCUCCAGCAGACAUGGCCGACCAGACGAGUUCCCAGCAGCCUCGGGUCAUGUUCAGGACUCCUGAGGAGGAAGAAGAGGAGCAGAGGCCUCCUCAUCGUCCUCUGGGUAGACUGACCACCAAAUACGACCGCAGAGACCUGCAGAGGAGGCUGGACAUCGAGCAGUGGAUGGAGACUCAGCUGCAGCUGCUGUUUGACUGUCAACAGGAGGACCAGGUCCCUGAGCUGCAGAUCGACGUGGACGAGCUGCAGGAGCUGAGCGACUCGGAGCAGAGAUCCAGACUGAACGUGAGGAAACUGUUGAUUUCCCACGAGUCAAAGCUGCUGAGAGUCGAGUGUCAGAGAGUAACAGCUGAUCUCUGCUUUACAGAGGCUGCUGCAGGACUGUGGCAAACCCACUGAGGACUUCAUCAACAGUCUGUUGUAUCAGAUCAGAGGACUCAACAAACUGAGGAAGUGAGGUCAUCACUGGCAACACUUCAGGGUCCCUGGGACUGGACUGAGGGUCCAGUUUCUGCUGAACCACUGGACUGAUGUGGUUUUACAGAUUCUGUUUUUAAAUAAAGAUUCCACUGAAACAU